AUUUUUUUGAAUUCUUAAUUAACAUAAUAUCAUAACUUAUAUUAAAAUAUGGAUAUCAAUUACUACUCAUUAUUAAAUUUAAAAAGACAUUGUACCAAAGAUGACAUACAUAGAGCAUUUGGCAAACUAGUAAAUAAUCAAAUUCAAAAUUGUUGUUUGGUUAUGUUGUGUGAAGCAUAUGAGGUAUUAUCUGACCAAUUUCGCCGAGCUAUAUAUGAUGAAUAUGGUGUAGAGGGAAUUAAAAAAGGUGUAAAUACCAAUGAAUUGUACAUUGAUCCAUGGACCUACCAUUGUGAUGUGAAAAGCACAUAUUUGUAAGUAACAUAUACCUAGUCAGAUAUUUGAGUGGUGUACCCAGGUUUAUUUUUGGGGGGAGGGCUGAUAAUGCAUUUACACAGAGAUGGUUUAACUAGGGUCUCCCGUAAGCCAUUAGUUUAGAAUAGGUACUGAUGUCAAAGUUUUAUUUUAGGUUUUGGUUCCUGUACAGCUUACAAAUUUGUAAUUGAUGUAACUGUCAUAGACCAUUUUUUAACAUUUCGGUACCCCCAUGGCUAUGCCACUGUGAUAUUCAUAGGUGCAAUUUGAAUUUUAUAUUUUGGGGGGGAAGGGCUACAAUUUUUUUUAAACAAACCUAUAGCGACGCACCCUAACACCUUCAUUGCUUAAAUUAUAUUCUUAAGGUUUGAUACGAACUACCUUGUUAUUGCUAUUAUUUAUAUUUUGUAAACUACCAGCACCAUACAAAUAUUUUUUAUACAAAUAGUUAAUAAUAUAUAGCGCUGUGAAUUUAAUAAAAACCUUAAAUCCCAAAAAAUGCUCUGAAAAAACUAGGACGCUUCACCGAUAUUUGCUGUCUCCAUCUUACAAGAGCUUAACAGCAUAACAUAGCAAAUUUGGAAAAACGUACUUUUUCCUUUUUACCCUUUUGAUAAAUCACGAUUUUCUAUUUUUAAUUACCACUGGAAAUAGUACGUUAUGUAUUUAACUCAAUUAUAUUCCCUUACAUCUUCAUACUAUGGGAAAUAGUCAAUAUGGACUACCUACUUUGGAAAUAGUGCGUUUUGCGUAAUUUUUGAGUUUCAGAUUGGUUUUAACAAAGUAAAUAGGUAGUACCUACGUUUUGGUUCAAUUUAACCAAGCCAUUCAAUUCCUCGUCCAUGGGAACGAAAUGAAUUUAUUGAUUAUAUAAUGAUGUGUUUUUUUUUUUAAAUUUUUUUUUGUGUCUGUCAUCACCUUUUAGGACAGUAAAAGUGC
Acyrthosiphon pisum (pea aphid) is the source of this 1254-nucleotide messenger RNA. Its product is annotated as dnaJ homolog subfamily B member 6-like. The coding region runs from base 49 to 318 and encodes 89 amino acids. NCBI's taxonomy places the organism in Eukaryota, Metazoa, Arthropoda, Insecta, Hemiptera, Aphididae. The record is from RefSeq and is a predicted model, not a curated record. The transcript is spliced from 2 exons.